Messenger RNA from Vairimorpha ceranae, 130 nucleotides. RefSeq lists its product as hypothetical. Lineage: Eukaryota; Fungi; Microsporidia; Nosematidae. The annotation marks the transcript as partial. The record is from RefSeq and is a predicted model, not a curated record. The transcript has a single exon.
AUGCUAAUAAAAGAGCGCCAUUUGAGUUCAAACCAUAGAGGGCACACAGCAGUUUAUAAUGUUUUAGGAAAUGAUUACUAUUGGCCGGAUAUUAAGGAUCAUAUAAAAAAGAAGACUAGAAAUUCUGAGA